AGAAUUAUGCUUAAAUGGGAAUUGACGCUUCAAUGAGAAUAAGCCCUGUAGAACAUAUCAUGGGUCUUAAGUCUGGGGUUGCCACACCUGUGGGCACAAUGGCACCCUCGAGGAUUCGUACAACUUGACAGGUGCAACGCCCCAAGGAAUGCUGGGAAACGUGGCCGACGCCGCCGGCAAAGGAUGCCGGGAACUGUAGCUUCAUUAAGAGCCGCUCCAGAAGAUCCACCUUCGCUGUUAACAGCCGACUUGGUGACGUCAGCGCCCGCCUCCUCCCCCUCCCCAAAAGUUCCCGCGCGGGGCCGGAAUAUCUCCUCAUAAAACGGGUACCGCUCUAACUAAACGUUCAUAGAUAGAUAAAUACAUAGAUAGAUAUAGAUAUCCCAUGAGGAGGAGAAAGAAGCCCAACGGCUCCUCCCCGCCUCACCCGCGCGCCCGGAAGUCUCGUCUCGGACCAGGCCCGCGAGGCAGCGGAAGUGACGUCGUGGCCAUAUAUGGGCGCAUGUUAUGGCGGAGCCCGUGAGGCAGAGGUAAGUUUUAAGGAAGGGGAGCGGGUCCGGAGGGAGGAUAGAUUUCUCCUCUCACACACCCCCCUUAGAAUCUUCGGUUCUGCUCCGUUCCAUUCCCCUCCCUCCGAUUUAUCGCGGGAACGGCGGGGGGGGGGAGGGGAGGAUGGCGCGUUCCUCUCGGCCGCCGCUCUUCCUGGCCUUCGAUUGGGUAAGGGCGGAAGGCCCGGCUCCUUCGCUUCUCCUCCGACUCCUGGCGGGGCGGCUCUUCUAUGACACGCGAGUGGGCCCGCGUUCACACGUGAACGUGCCCAACGAGGCCGGGUCCUGGCGCCUUGUGGGGAUUGCCAGCUGGCUGCCUUGUCACCCUGCCACAAUGCCCUGUGGGGUUGUGUCAGCCGGCUUCUCUCCCUUCAAGGGCAAUAACCAGCUGCCAACUCGUGCUCCCCUUACUGGCGGGCUCGCACCCCCCCCCCAUCUCCCCUUUUGGGGACGGUGGGGUUUGGUGGCCUGCCAGCAUCUGGAUGGUUAUGGGGCCCCCCACUUGAGGUACACACCUUUGUAUUUCCACAUAUGUCACCACCAGCCCCACCUCGGGAAACCUAGAGUUCAUAUAUAUAUAUAUUUAACUUUACUGAUAUUAUUGGAGGCUUUUGCAGCUGCUUAUUGUUUUGCAGGAUCUAUAUGCCACUUGAUCAACAAAACAAAUCAAUGUUUUAUGGCACUUGUUAUUUCAGGCUGUAUGUUGCCCUAGGCUGCUGCUGCUGCUGCUUUUUUCACAGAAGGGUGGCUUGUAAAUGGACCAAAGAAGUACAGCUUUAGUUCUAGUCCUGAUGUUAACAACCGCCCUGUUUUAGAGAUACCUGUAGCAUAUGGCGAUGGUGGCUGACAAGUGGUGUAAUCUGCAUCUUUGUUGUUUUACUUUUCUGUAGGUUAAUUACACCGGAUAAUUGUUCAGAUACUUAACUUACAAAACUACAAAGUGAUGGUACUGUACUAGCUUCAAAAAGACACUAACCAAAUUCAUUUGUUGUACAAACCAGGUGAUUUAAUUUUUGUUAAUAGAAAUAUUAGCUUGUUUAGGUCUGCUUUAUUUUCAAAGUGCUCUUUUUAAGAAAGAGCAAUUUCAGAAAGUCGCAUCUUUUCCCCCCUUUCUAGAUGAGCUAUUUUUGCUGGAAGAAUAACAGGAUUUCCCCCAUAUUGAUUUUUGUACAUUGGCAUUAGUAAUUCGGAGCUUGAAGUGGAUUGACAGAAAAAAUGAAGAGUGGAGUAACACAGAUAAAUGUAAGUAUUUUAAAGAGUAUGCUCUAUGCUGGCUCCACGAUUUGGGGGCGUUCUCAGACAAGACACUUUUCAGUGAGUCCACAUCACCUAGUCUGCAUGGUGGUGCUGUGGUCUAAACCACUAAGCCUCUUGGACUUGCUGAUCAGAAGGUUGGCGGUUCGAAUCCAUGUGACAAGGUGAGCUCCAGUUGCUCUGUCCCAGCUUAAGCACACCAGUGCAAAUAGAUAAAUAGGUACCGCUGUGGUGGGAAGGUAAACAGCAUUUCCGUGCGCUCUGGCUUCCGUCAUGGAGUCCCAUUGCACCAUAAGCGGUUUAGUCAUGAUGGCCACAUGAUCCGGAAUGUUGUGGACAAACGCCAGUUCCCUCUGCCUAAAGCGAGAUGAGCACUGCACCUCAUAGUCGAAUUCAACUGAAUUUAACUGUCCAGGGGUCCUUUACUUUUACCUUUUUAGCUGGUGAUGGUAACUCCUGCUUUCCAGAGAUAGAUGGCAGAGGAACCAUAGUAGUAACAUAUAUUGGUCGUUAGCUUCCAUGUAAAAUAGGGGAAGCUGUUCUGUACCAGAUCAGAACAUGCAGUAAAGAAUUGUCCAUGUUGAUUGGCAGCUUUCUCGACGCAACAUGGAUACUAGAAUUGAACCUGGGGGACCUUUCGCAUCCAAAGCAUGUGCUCUGCGAAUGAGCUGUGACUCUUUCCUCAUAUAAGAGCUACAUGUAUAUGUGGUCAAUACACAUUCUACUUUCACACAUAGUGGUGUGAAUAUUUUCCCCAACACUCUGUAGGUAAGCAGGCAUAAGUGAAACAGUUUGAGCCUAUGAAAGAAUGUAUCAUAUGAACAAAAGCUAACCAUUAAGUGUCUUAUCUCUUUGUGUAAUAUAAAAAUGGCAUUUUGCAUGUCUAAUAUGGAUAGGGCAUUUUGUGGAGAACCGUUAGAAUCAUAAAGAUGGUAAGAGGGUUUCACAAAUAAUGGCCUUUCUCCCCUGUUCUGUUAAGGGACUCGUUUUCUCAACUGGAUGCCACCUUUUCUUUUUGGGACUUAGUGAAUUGUGAGAAUUGAGUUGAUAUCAAAUACUGACAAAUACCUGGGUGUGAAGGGGAAUAGGGCAGUACUCAGUGAAGUAGUUCUGUUCCUUCAAGGACUUCUGACUGUGCAACAGAAUCUCUCUUCCCUCUCUACUCCCUGUGUGUCCCCUAAAUCUGUUCUGAGAAACUACUUGGUUGGAUGCUGUCCUUUGGUGAUAUACAAAAACAGCUUGCAUAAAAUGCUGGUGGCAGCACAGCUGGAGUUGCUGUGUCCUGCAUUGCACCAUUUUUUAAGAAAAUACAGUGGCUAGAAUCCAAGCAGCCCGCUAUCUGAGUGCAAAGGGCUUUGGCUUAUAAUGGAAGGAGUUGCCUUUUUUAAUUUUCAAACUGAAACCCUUUGUCUGGCAGCAAAUCCCUCUUCAGAGCAUUCAUCAGUUGCCUGGAGCACCUUUAUUGGGGUGUGCAAGGAGCUGCAGUUGGAAAAGUUUUGUUAAGUGACUGGAAGUUGCAUACACAUUCAUUUAGUUUCUAUGUAAGCUAAGGCUUUUACUUUAAUGGGACCAGUACUUUGGAAUGCUCUCCCAUCAACAUAAGUUGUGCACCUAUAAUUUGAUAUUUCAUCUAAUGAAUGAAAUGGUUUUGUUUCUCCAAGCAUCUUUAAGAGAAGAGGGUUUGAAAAUACUGUUAGAAAUAAAUGAAAUACUGUUCUUAGCAUUCUGGCUGGCACUUCUCAUCCUUGAAAUAUCUAAUUUAUUUUGUAUUUAAAGUCCGGUUCUAGUUACGAAAGGAAGGAAGAUUACAGUCUUCGCCGGAGAAGUUCCUCUCCAGAAGACAGGUAUAAACUUUUUUUUUAUGAUUAGUUAUGUAGUUAACAUUUGAUAGAAACAGCAACAUGGGUGCGGGGAGAAGUAUUUUCCUAUUAUUAUAAAAGCUCUGAACCUAAUUAAAACAAUAGCAGUAUUUGGGUUUCAGACUUUUGGGGAAUAAGUAUCACGUGUCCUCUGUUUUAACCAAUGAAAACAAAGAUCAGUAUCGCAACAGGAAAAUAAUUUUUGGAGAGAACAUAAGUUUGAAUCAGUUUGGGGGUGGCGUGCAGGGGAGAAGAGUGGCUGGGAAACCCUUUGCACUAGCAGGAGUCCUUGUGCUGGCUCCAGCCCCUAGCUUCAAAAGCUGUGUGGUGUCCACAGAUACAACAAUGUGUGUUUGUGUGUAGGGGGGAGACUUUGUUUAUAAAUAGCUGCUAACUUUGGCUCUCAAUGUCUGCAUAGGCACGUGGAGCGUCAAAGGUCUCAGUCACCGCAAGGCAGAAGUCAUUCAGAUUACAGGAGAUCUGACCAAAAACAUUCCGAAAGGGGACGUUAUGGAGACAAAUACACCGAGUCAAGGUGAAUGUCUGGAGCUGCUAAAAACAAACACUAAAAUGUUCAGGUUGCAGUUGGUUGCUUCUGUUCUCUAACGUGAUUUUUAAGCAAAAUCAAAGCUACAGCAUGUUACAUACUAAUGUAUGUGAUUGUCAGCUGCUUCUGUGCUUCAUAAAUCUUUGGAAUUUUCUGUCUAUUAGUGGGAGAGAGAGGCAUGAAAGAGAGAGGGAGUCUGACUGGAGAAAGUACCGCAGAUCCCCUUCGCCCGACAGAAGAAAUGCGGCAGAGAGAGCAACACCACAGAGCUCUCUUUCUCAUGAGGAACCCCCUCCAAAGAAGAAGAAAGAGGAUUUGGAUCCAAUUCUCACCCGCACUGGGGGUGCCUACAUUCCUCCAGCCAAGCUUCGGAUGAUGCAAGCACAAAUCACUGAUAAAAAUAGGUGGGUCAAACACACACAUUUCACAUUUGUGCUUAACUGAUGAAUAGUAUUGGGCAAGAUAUUAUUUUAAGGUGGGGAGAAAAACAAAACAGUAUAAGAUUUAGUACUUCCUUCUUGUCUCUCUGACACACAUAUACGCACAUACCCCUUUUGUGCAACAUCAUGCCCCCUGAAAAGUUCGGAAUUAAAAAGUUUGCCACAAUUUUGUGACAUUCUGGUUGGUCCUAAUAAAGAUACUGCUCAGCUGUCGGCUGGGGAAUUUUUAACUGGCCCUGCCCAAAAAACUUGUAGAAAUUGGCUAACCAGGAGCUGCCAUCUUAGAGGGAAGAGACAGAACUGAGAUGGCAAAGUUGGCUGCAGACUUGCUGAGCGGACCCAUUGAAAUGAGUAAUGACCCAUUCACUUCAGUGAGUCUACUCUGACACUGGUGGUGCUGUGGUCUAAACCUCUGAGUCUCUUGGGCUUGUCGAUUAGAAGGUCUGGUUCGAAUCCCUGUGACGGGGUGAGCUCCCAUUGCUCUGUCCCAGCUCCUGCCAACCUAGCAGUUUGAAAGUGUGCCAGUACAAAUAGAUAAAUAGGUACCACUGCGGUGGGGAGGUAAAUGGCAUUUCUGUGUGCUCUGGUUUCUGUCACGGUGUUUUGUUGCGCCAGAAGCGGUUAAGUCAUGGCUAGCACAUGACUGUGGACAAACGCUGGCUCCCUCAGCCUGAAAGCAAGAUGAGUGCCGCACCCCAUAGUUGCCUUUGACUGGGCUUUACCUUUACCUUCUGACUAACUUUGGAUCCAGCCCUCAAGAAGGUGCAGAGAGAGCAGGGUGGUAACCCAGCUGCAAGUUAGCCUGAGUGGCGGCAGCGACGUUUGUUGUGUGUCGAGAGGGAUCUUUUUGGCCUCUGAAGUGUGACGUGUUAAGACAGUUUAACUUUAUUUUGAAGUCACCUUGGGAGUUUCAGAUAACCCAAAAACAAACCUGUGUAUCUCCUUUUUAAAAAAAAUAUGUAAAAUUAAAACAAAACAUAUUAUCCAAAAACCUAUCAUCCCUAUUUCCCCCCCCCCAUUUUUCCUCCCUCCCCCCACCCUCUCACACAAAACCCUCCCACCCCCGGCUUCCCUCAGUUCCAGUCUUUGGUUUCUCUGAGAAUGCUGUUUUCUGCAUGUUACAAAGUUGUAUAGAUUCUCAAACUAUUUAGCUGAUUAUUAUCAAUAGAAAGUUUGUGAAUGUUUAUUCAAAGCCAGCCAAGGAGUCCAGUUCACUUUGUUGCAUCUUCAAAUACUUUGUAAAGGGUUCCCAUUCAUCUUUAAAGUCACAGUUAUCCUCUGUGUAUCUCAAAAUUGGUCGUUCUUUGGAACUUUUGACUUCACUUUUUGGUACCUGCUAAAAUAUUUCUGUUUAGUCAAGCCUAUCCAGACAUAUAGAAGCUGUUACGUAUUUUAAUCUUGUUUUAGCAUAUUGCUGAUACAAAUUGAAUGUUGUUGUUUUUAAAAUAAUUUUUAUUAAGUUUCUGAAUUAAACACAUCAAACCAAUUAAUCCAAAUUAUAACAAUACAAAUUGAAUGUUUUAAAUGUUUGUCGGAAAUUAUUUUUUGCUGAUGUGUUAUUGUUUUAUUAUUUUUGUAAAUGGCUUUGAGGUUUUAUUACAAUCGAGCGGAGUGGAAAUGUUACGAAAUAAAUGACAAAUGCUUUAGGUUCUGUACAAUUCUGGCGUUCGUCAUAUGAGACUAAAACCAAAGGUUUAAACAGAGUUCAUAGAACCAUAGAAAGUUGAGUUUGAAGGGACCAACCCCCUGGAUCUCAGGAAUCUUUUGCCCCUUGUGAGGCUCGAACCCACAAUCCUGAGGUUAAGAGUCUCAUUCUCUACCGAUUGAGCUAUCCUAGCUGCUGGGAGUCCAGAUUUGUUCUGGACAUGCCAACCAUAUGUGUGAGGCACACUGUGGUGAGAUGUAAAUGGGAAAAAUUGCCCUUCCUGGUUGUCACUUGUCAUGGUUUUCUUAUUCUGAUUAUUGCAAAAGACAGAUCACUAUUCGGUGGUGUAACUAUUCUGAAAAUCAUUUACCCUGGUAAAAUUGAAGUGAAAGGAGGCAGGUGGAUAUUUAUUUUUGCACACCAUUCUUGCAAUACGCUAACUGAAAAGUGCUAUUGCAUAUUUGGUAUUCUAGCUGAAUAAGCAAAUACGUUCCUUUCUUGUUCUCUUGAUUUUUAUCUAUGAUUUGUUUUGAAAACAGUUUAGCAUAUCAAAGGAUGAGUUGGGAAGCGCUGAAGAAAUCCAUCAAUGGUCUCGUCAACAAGGUGAACGUUUCAAAUAUUGAGAAUAUUAUCCAUGAGCUUCUUCAGGAAAAUAUUGUCAGAGGGAGGUAAGCAUCAAGUUCUUGAUAUGCAGUCUUUUGCUCAUCCGAGAGUUAUUGAUUAAGUCUCAAGUCACUUGUUAAAAGUAGUCUGAUAUUCUCUUGGUCAGCUGCUGUUUGAGUCAUGUUAGGAUUUUCAUUUUAAAUAUGAAUGACUUGUUGAGGGUUUGCAGAAUGAUCAAAGUAUAAUCCUAUGCAGACUUACCUGGCAGUAAGUCCUUUUGAACUUAGAAGGUUUUGAUCAUAUUUGUUUUUAGAGGCUUUUUCACUCAUGAAAAAUUAGAAGUAUGGUUGAAACCAGGUUUUCCUCUUGUUAGUUAUAGUUAUUUUUUUUAAAGAAAACUAAGUUAUUAAAUAUUUUCUUGGUUUACAAAAGUGCAUGCCUUGUCUCUUUUUCAGGUUGUAGAAUCUUUCUUUUACAUUUGAAGUGAGAUGUUAAUGUUGUACAGUGGUACCUCAGGUUAAGUACAGUGGUACCUCGGGUUACAUAUGCUUCAGGUUACAUUAUUCCUGGGUUAGCGGAGUGUGUAACCUGAAGCGUAUGUAACCCAAGGUACCACUGUAUACAGAAUAAAGUUGCGGGGAGAGAGAGAAGGGUGGGGUGAUAAUGCUUGGUGUAUAUGUAGGGUUUUUAAUCUCAGCUUCACUUAGGUAGGUUCUCUCUCUAUUCAUUAUAUUUCCUUGGUAGUGAGAGAGGUUGAGGGAGUUUUCUGAUCCAUGAUAAUGAGCAUAGUUUGUGGUCAGUGGAGCGCCUAGGGCAGGAACCAUUAAUGUUUUAGUUACAUUAUAUUUUACAAAAAGAAAGAAAAGUGAAGAUGUCAAGAAUGAACUGGGGCUUUCUGCAUGCAAAGCAUUACCAUUUAAGUGUGCCAUGCAUUGCAAAGUUUACUGCGUUAAACUGUGCUUGGGUUUUUCUUCGAUAUAAGCCAGCAGCGCUGGCCUGCUGACUGCUCCUGGCUGCUGGAUCACUAUAGAUUGAGGAACCAGUUGGUGUGAACUAUAAAUUUUAUAAAUCUAGUGUAGUGGCUUGAGUGUUGACCAGUGACCAAAGAUAAUUCUCUGCUCAGCCAUGAAACUCCUUGGGUAACCUUGGUCUAGUCACUCUCAGCCUGACCUGUUUGUUGCCCUGGGUUCCUUGGAGGAAGAGUGAAAUACAAACCAAUACUUUGCAGAGUUCAGUCUUCUGAAAAGUAGGACUUGUGAUUAAAUCGGCUGCCUCUGGUUUUCAAGAGCCCUUCCACUGAUUUUUCCAGAAAAUGGCAAUCAAAUGGAAAUAAGACCCAUGUUCCAUAUAAUGUUUGCUCCCUUGGUGGAGCAUUUGGCCAUUUGGGCUCUCACUCUCUUCUUAAGUCAUGAUUAGAGGCAUGGGAAGUGACUGUUCAGUCGCAGUUACUCCUUCUGUAGAGGAGUAAACAGUGGCAUCAAAUGAACUCCUAAUCCAGGAAGAUCCUCUCCUGACAGAUUCCCUAAGUACGGUGAUUAAAACAUAGAUUGUCAGCAAACAUUUUUCUGCAGGAUGUCAGUGGCUUGGUAAAUAUCUACCGUCAUGAAAAUAACUAUGUGCUUUAAUUGGGGAACAAAUUAUAUUUGCUGUAAUUAAUUGACUCUUGCAUCUUUAACAUUUCACACAUCACUGGUUUUCGGAUAUCAUGUUUCUUUGAGAAGACAUUUUGUGUGUGUGCUGUAGCUGUGCCAUUUUUCUAAUGGAUCCUUACAGCAGGAUUAUGUUAUUGUUUCCUUAAAGGCCCACGGGUAAUAAUUUGGGCUCUUUCUUGCCUAUAUUUUUUAACAAAAUAUUUUAUAGCAAUUUUCUCCAGUAGAGCAAUGGUGAUGUUUUUACAAUAAUAGUGUUGCAGCUGGUUUUUCCUAGGUCUGUAUUCUUUGAAAAAAAAGCAGUAGAUUGUGAGACGAAACUUAAUCUGUUAAAUGGAAACAUUAAUGCACACUUGAAUAAUGAGAGUGUAGUUCUCAAGUGAUUUGGGAAUAUUUCCAAUAAUGUUUACUUGUCACUGAUUAGGAUUUGUGUAUGAGAGGGGGUUUUUUUUGUUUUGUUUUUUAGCAGUGAUUUUUUUCAUCAACUGUUGCUUCUUGAAACAUGAUUGUAGAUUAAUCUGGCCUAUUCACAGAAUAACACCUGAGUUUUUGAAAGGCUAAUUUUAAUACAGACAUGCAUUGGGAGAUAGUGGAGCAGGAAAGAAGAUGGAAAGCCAAAAGCAUAUGGGCUGGGAGACCUGCUCCCUGCCUUGUAGGCCUUUUUCCACCUAGCCUGGGGGGGGGGGCACAGACUGACUCCAGCUACAAAAGCUGUGGCUGCUAAACAGACUCUCAGGUUGGAGUGUUGUUUGAAGGUGUUGUCUUGGGGGCAGGGUUGUUUUUGUUGUUGUUGUUGUUGUUGUGUUUUUGUAUCUUUAUUUUAGAUCUUGUUGUGAUUUAUAUUGAAAUAGUUCUGUUUGUGUAUUUUUUUAUGUUUUAGUCUUUAUUUAUAACCCCUUUCAUUAUGUUGUUAUGUAUUUUUCUUUUCAUGUUGCAAGCUGCCGUGAGCGUGGUUUGAACUGUGGAAAGGUGGCAAGCAAAUAAAAUUAUGUUUGUAUGUAUAAGUGAGCAUGAUCUAGCUGUGGAUGGCGGUUCCAUGUUGGUGGAAUUGAGUUCCAGAAUAAUGCAAUCUAGAAAAGUCACCGGCCAUCCCUCAAGCUGCUGGGAUAAAUGCUACUGUACAAAUCACAUAGUUUUUGUUUUUAAAUUUUUGGUAAAGCUGCUUCAGCACGUCUGUAUUUUCAUUCAUAGGGGAUUGCUCUCAAGAUCUAUUUUGCAAGCCCAGAGUGCUUCACCUAUCUUCACUCAUGUUUAUGCAGCGGUUGUAGCAAUCAUCAAUUCAAAGUUUCCAAAUAUCGGAGAACUGAUUCUCAAGAGGCUCAUUUUAAAUUUUCGCAAAGGAUACAGAAGAAAUGAUAAGGUAUGUAUUAUUGCCACGCAGGUGAUAGGGUAAGAUUUAUUGUGCUUCUCUCUUACUUAUAGCCUGUAUACUGUUUUGGGGAAGUGUCAUUGUGUUCACUGAGAUUUAUUUCUGCGUUAGUGUAUUUAGGAUUUGAGUACAAAUUAUGUGGGUAUCAGGAGAGCUGAAAGUCAUAAAAUGUCUGAAAAUUUUGAGGCCAUGGGGAGAAAGUGGGUAUUGGGAGUGGGGGAGACAAUAAAAAGGAAAAAAUUGGGGAAAUGUGAUAUAAGUAGUACUUAUUUUCUUAUUAAUUCUAAGUUAACUUUACUGCUUUAAGAACAUAAUAUUUAAUGGCUUGGAUCGAAAGGUUUCUUGUGCUAACAGAAAGGCAGUAACACUUGCACAAAAUAGACUCUUGGGGGGUGUUUAGUGAGAGAGCCAGGGUCUGUUAUGGGGAGAGUAACUAUGAACAGAGUUCUUUCCUGCAUUCAACCCAUUCGAUAUAACUUAGCACAAUUUCCCCCCUCUUUUCUAUAUUUAUUACAUUUUAAAUUAUAAAUUCCUUAAAUUUAACAUUCAGAGUAAGUCCAAAUACGUUCAGUGUAGAGAUGGAGUAGGAAGCUGUUGAACCCUAAGGUGCUGAGUAUUUAUUGGAACUUGUUGGUUUGAAAAAGAAAGAAUUUAAAAUGGAAAAAUAGUAAGCAGAACAGUGUUCUUAUUACGAUGGGCUUCGAAACAGCCCCUCCAAUCAGCAUUUUCCAGAAGAAGUUAUACAGAAAGUUCUGUAAUUCCGUGAGGUAACAGUGGGGUGGCUAUUGGUAUCAGAAGCCAUAAUCCCUCUUUCAAACUGUUUCCACAUCUCUUAUAAUAAGUAUUUUCUGUCUACAACAUGUUUGCAUUUGAAUUGUACGUAUCUGCAAUAUACAGCGUUUGUAACUUCCUCCUGCUGUAGAUUAUCUUACAUAGUUGUUCUAGAAAACAUUUCGAGGGAGUAAAUGACAGCUAAAAACAAUAUUUUAACCAUGGCUUUCCCUUAUAUGCCCAUCUAGUAAAAAUGGUUUGUGAAAACACCCCUACAAAAUGAGACUGCAGUUGACUUCAUCCUGAUAAUGAUUCCACCUUAACAACGUUAUUGUGUGACUAGGGAAGUGCUCUGUGUAGCAUCAUUUCUACAUCAAAAAAUGAUAUUGGACUUGAUCUCCUAAGUAAUGAGAAUCCAAUAGUGCCAGAUCAUCUAAAAGUUUCCUGAGCUCUCAUCUGCAGCAAGAUACAUUAUUUGCAGCUUCCGCAAAGCUUGUUGUCUGAGCUCACUGCAUGGCAAAUAUCCUGAAACGACCUACUUCCAUUUAAUCUUCGUCACCUGUUCAUUGCAAAGUAAUCCUAUGUUUGGAGGAAGACAAAUAGUCAUCAGAUGCAUGUUUCUGGCGAAAGUUGUAGCCUUCCUGAGGAAGAAGAGGGGCUGCUGGCACAUCUCCUUUCUCACCUGCCCAAAAUAAUAGUAAUAAGAAUAAUGCCAGCAAGAGAAAGCCCUUUAAAUGAUUUGUGCAAGUCACAUAGAACCUCUGGGGUAGUUUGGGAUUCAAAGCCAUGCUAAUAGACAUAUCACUUGCAGUAAUACCUAUGAAAUGGACUUAUCACUUGCAGAAAUACGUAGCUUUGCAUUUUGUUUUGCAGCAACUUUGCCUGACAGCUUCCAAGUUUGUGGCACAUCUUAUGAAUCAGAAUGUGGUAAGAUGUUGUGUACUACUGAUAAUAUAUUUGCAGGGAUUUUGGCUUUUAACGUUGCAAGGGUUUGUGAUGGGAUUUUGUCAUCAAAUAUGUUUAUGGCAUUUGCAUUCCUCCCCCAUAGCGUGAUGCUAUCUGGGCAGCUUUCAGUAAAUAAAUAAGAAAGCACUUUAAAUAGAAAAUAGAACUACAAAAGCAAAAUAUAAAAAAUUAACAACCCCCAACUCAUUGUACUAUGGCUCUUGCUAAAUAUUACUUGCAAACCUUUGCUCUAGGGCAGACUUUCCCAGCUCACAUCAGCCGUGGCCAGCAUGACUAGUGGUCAGGGGUUACAAGCCGCUUAUGCAUGUUCAAUAUGUGAGCUACUAUGUAUUGCACCAAACCCGGAAGUGACCCGGAAACAACAUAAUGAUGUCACUGAAAUAUCAUUAAAGGGGCGGAACCUGGUGUUUGCAGGCUUUUAAACUGGCUUUUCAAUAGUUUGUUAUUUCACCAACGCGCACGUGCCUCAGAACGUAACCCCCACAUAAACAUGGGGGGAUGCCUAUAUUAUGUUAUUUGUUAAUUUAUAUGCCACCCAAUUGCUAAGAUGGCUUCUGAGUGGUUGAUCCACCAUCAUGUUGGUGAAUGAUGACGGUCAUAUUCCCAACAACACCUAGAAAUUUUGGGUUUUUCUCUGUUUGGUUUUAUGUUGUUUCUAAUGUACAUGUUAUUUAAUUAUUGUUGUACAUCGUUUUGAGUUACUUUUGUAAAAAAAAGUGACCAAUAAGUUAUAAUAAUAGGGCAUCAGGUUGGCCAAGGCUUACAUAGAGAGCUAUUUCAGGCACACCCAUAUACCAAGUGGGGAUUGACUUUGAGCAGUAAGUUCUUUAGCCUAAACUGCUCUUGUAACUCACAUGAGUGGCAAAGUUGGCUGGAGGGCUGCCCUCUAAGAAGCACAUCCAAAGCUCCUUUUGGGACGCUGAACUUGUAGUGCCUUUCUCUGAAAUGGUGCUAUGCUUGUGGUGUAGUGGUUAAGAGCAGUGGACUCGUAAUCUGGGGAACCGGGUUCGCGUCUCCGCUCCUCCACAUGCAGCUGCUGGGUGACCUCGGGCUAGUCACGCUUCUUUGAAGUCUCUCAGCCCCACUCACCCCACAGAGUGUUUGUUGUGGGGGAGGAAGGGAAAGGAGAAUGUUAGCCGCUUUGAGACUCCUUUAAAGGGAGUGAAAGGCGGGAUAUCAAAUCCAAACUCUUCUUCUUCUUCUUCUUCUUCUUGUUGACUACAUGUGUCAGAUACAUGCAAUCAAGGAAUUUAUUUUGUCAAAACAAAAAAGUUAUUUGUGUUGUUAUCUUCUUCCUGCUAAGGCUCACGAGGUUUUAUGCUUGGAAAUGCUCACAUUGCUUUUGGAGAGACCGACAGAUGACAGCAUUGAAGUAGCAAUUGGCUUCCUAAAGGAAUGCGGCCUCAAAUUGACUGAAGUGUCUCCUAGGGGUGUUAACGGUAUGUAUUUAUUGCUGCUUUAUUUCCUUCCUGACCAUUAGUUUUGUAGGAAUUAGAUUUACCUCCGUUUUUUUUCCUCCCCCCAACCACAGCCAUCUUUGACCGCCUUCGUCACGUCCUGCAUGAAUCUGAAACCGACAAACGAGUUCAGUACAUGAUUGAAGUCAUGUUUGCUGUGCGUAAAGACGGGUUCAAAGAUCACCCGAUAAUUCCAGAUGGACUGGAUCUUGUGGAAGAAGAGGAUCAGUUUACCCAUAUGCUGCCUUUGGAAGAUGACUAUAAUCCAGAAGAUGUUCUUAGUAAGUAUGAGUAAGGAAUGUUGGGAUGAACUUUUCAGUCUGAAUUCUUCGUUUUGUUUUGUUUUUUAAAAAAUGGCCCUGCUAUAAUUUUGGUAACUUGUUUUUCUGUUUCUGUGAAGAUGUGUUCAAGAUGGAUCCAGAUUUUAUGGAGAACGAAGAGAAGUACCAAACUCUGAAGAAAGGUAUGUACGCCUAGCUAAUUUGAGUUUGCACAGCUGUUCUAAUGCAGGGAUGGAGAGCUGUCAGCUGUUAGGCAGGGAGGCUGAGCACCUCAACAAAGCCUAUGGCUCACGAGGAGACCCUCCCUGGAGCCCAGAGAGGAUGUCCUCACAAGCCACAAGGACUUUGCAGUUCUCUUCCCUGCCUCUGGGUUCCUACAUGGGCAGUCACCCACAAAUGGGGAGUUGCUGCUUCCCACACCCCUCAGCAAACCCUUAUUAUCAUGUCCUAGCACUCCAGUCUUUUGUAUCUAAAGUUCUAGUUCCUGUGGUUUUCUGGGAAACCUGCUAUGCAAUCCUGUGCAUGUCUGCUCAGUUGUAGGCCCCACUGAGUUCAGUGGGACUUAGUCUCAGGCAACUGAGCAAGACUGCAGUGUUUCUUGUUUCGAUGUUGAAACAUCUUCUUCCAUAUACACGAGUUUCUGAUAUGGACUAGCUCCUCUAACCAACCCAGCCUGGUAUUGGUGUUCACUUAACCGUGUGUUUUUUCUCUUUUGUAGAAAUUCUUGACGAAGGUGACAGUGACUCAGAAAGUGGUCAGGAUGCUGCAAGCAGUGAAGAGGAGGAGGAAGAGGAUGAUGAUAAGGAGGAGGAGGACGAAGAAGGUAAAGCUGCAAUUUAAAGAAACAGUUUUAUGCACUCCUCGCUACUGUGGAAGUUAGUGUGACAAAACAGUAAACUGAUUUUAGUUAAUAUUAAAAUGUUGCUUCUAUUUAGUCCAUUGCAGCUUCAUUAGCCAUUAUACAAAUAGUGCAUGUCCCAUAGCCUCUGCCAGACACUAUUUGCAUUUUGGGUUGGUAACAAUAGCAAGGCUGAAUUUAGAGGACUGUAUUCAUAGUAUGGACGUGGGUGGCGCUGUGGGUUAAACCACAGAGCCUAGGACUUGCCGAUCAGAAGGUCGGCGGUUCGAAUCCCCGCAACGGGGCGAGCUCCCAUUGCUCGGUCCCUGCUCCUGCCAACCUAGCAGUUCGAAAGCAUGUCAAAGUACAAGUGGAUAAAUAGGUACCGCUCCAGCAGGAAGGUAAAUGGUGUUUCCGUGUGCUGCUUUGGUUCGCCAGAAGCGGCUUAGUCAUGCUGUCCACAUGACCCGGAAGCUCCCUCGGCCAAUAAAGCGAGAUGAGCGCCGCAACCCCAGAGUCGGUCACGACAGGACCUAAUGGUCAGGAGUCCCUUUACCUUUAUUCAUAGUGCAUUAUUUAGUUGCCCUUACCCUUCUAGAUGGCAACCCAGACGGACGAGUGGGAUAUAAAUAAUAAAAUUAUUAUUACUAUUAUUAUUAAAUCAGGACAUUUCCAAUAUUUUAUCUUCGUGAAAUCUUUCAGUCCAGUUGUUGUUUGCUUAAAUUUGGACCUAGAAAGUCCAGUGGGAGGUAUUUUUUUUAACUUAGCCAACAGAUUCCUGUUCCAUGUCACAAUCUGCAUUUUGAAAGUCCUCUCAUCUUCAAAAGUGGUUUGCUGUUUGAUGUGAGGCACUGGUGUUUGAAUAAGCCCAAACCCAAUGCUUCCCUGGGUAUUCAAAGCUACUUGUGUGGGUUUUAGUUCCAGCUUUUGACUUCCUUCAAAUAUCAGUGGUUGGGUUUUUUGUUUUUUACCAUUUGUCUGUGUUGUCAUAAUGAAAUUAUACACAUUUUGUGGUUUUUUGUCUUGAAUUGUAGCAGGGUUUCCUGUCCCUCCUCCCGUUUCCCGGUGCAGGUUAAUUCUAUGUAUAAUUUUUAACACUAUUUCUACAAGGUGUUUUUAUUUUCGUGUUUGUGUGUCUUUGUCUUUUUCCUUUCCUCCCAAGCGUGGAUGUAUUUCAUGCCUCCAUGGGAUUCCUCUGAGUCUUUUCCUGGUUUCCUUAAGCACUUUGUAAACAUAUUCUAAGUCUUUGUUACUCUGGAAAUGUGAGAAGCAGCAUAUAGCAUGUUAGCCAACAAGCUGAUAAACUGAAGUUGUUGCAAACAGAGAGAGGCUGGAUUGAGUUUACAAACAAACUUUGAGACAGGUCUUUAGUAUUUUCAGACUCUUCCUGAGUGCGCUGUCUCUUCAGUAGGACUGUUGGGAAAGGAAAAUAAACUUUUGCUUUCAAAUGAAAAGAUGGCAAUUACAGCACCCUGCCAUUACUUGCAUUGCUCGUAUGGAAAAUCUGAAAUCCACCCCCAUAAACAGUAGGGCAUUAAUUCAUUUCAGAGCAGCUAGUUUAGGUCUUGGUUCCUGCAUGACCAGCCAGAUAUGUUUGUAGGCCUAAACCAUGGAAUUAUUACCAGUACAGGAGAAUUCUCUCCCUCUCUCCCUCUCUCCCUCCCUCUCCCCCCACCACCCGUCCUCCCAAACUGUCAAGGGUUUUAACCAUUAAUCUCAAAAUGAAACCAGAUUUACAUUGCUAAAUCACAGCUCCUUUUCUUAAUUAAUGAGGCAAGGCUCAUUAAGCAGUAUUAGGUUGCUUCCCAUGCACGAGGACACUGAUAGGUUUGAUAUGCCUUUGUUGUGCUGUGAGCAGGGCUGGGUGAUACCUGGUUUUCAACAUCAUCAGCUAAACAUGGUAAUAUACUGAUGACAUAUCAUGAUGUCUGAAAUAAGGAUGUAAGUACGUAGAAGCGAACGGGAUAAUGUUCUGGCAACUGCUACUGCUUAAGGGGGUCUAAAACUGAUAACUGUUACUUUACGGUACAGAGCGACAGGGGCAGAAGGAAUCAUGAGAGAAGCGAUGACCGGCUUCACAGUUUCCCCCAUCUUGCAAUUUUUUUACAUAGCACGCACACACAUUGUGAUUCGUGACAUAUUGCUCUGUCAAAUAUUAUGAAACAGUUAUAACAAUGUGGACUUCAAACCAAUUUUGGAUGGCUUAUCAGUACAUUGCCCAGCCGUGGCUGUGAGGGGACAUUAAGUCAGGUUGCCUAUUGUGCUGGAAUUUCAAUGCUUUCUUCUUUUAACUUGAAAUUAAAUAAAUACUGCCGUUUAUUCCUUCACAAAUAGUUUAUUUGCAUUUGUAUAUUCAGUGGUAUAUUAGCAGUCUGUGAAGUAAUCAACCAUUCCAGAUUUUUUUUAACCAUGAAACCUGUCUGUCUGUCUGUCUGUCUCUCUCUCUCUCCCCUGCUCUGAAUCUUCAAGGGCAAAAAGUGACUAUCCAUGAUAAAACGGAAAUCAACUUGGUCUCCUUCCGACGAACCAUUUACCUAGCAAUUCAGUCAAGGUAAAAUGAAACAUAAUUUUCGUUUGAAAUGUGACUCCCUUGCACUGUGAUCGCAGAUACUUUUUGGAAGCUAGCAAGUUUUAGAUCAGAGCGGCCCAACUUUUCAUACCAAGUGGGCCGCAAGAGUCCUUCAAAAUGAAACCCAUAGGCUGCAUGCGGCUUUGUCGCGUCCGGGAAUUGGGCGAGGCCAAAAUUUGGCAGGCCCCCUCCCAGCCUUCCCAAAGCCCUGUAAGUGAGGCACUGGGAUUUGUGAAGGAGACAUGAGGCUCUGGCAGAGUUCUAGUUCUCUCCCACCUCCUUCCCAAGGCUGGGAAAGAGCUAACUGGGCUUUGGGAAGGAGGAGGGAGGACUCUAGAACCCUGUUAUAGAUGCUCAUGUGAGGCAGAAUUCUUAGAGCUAAAUCUUUAGAAUAACGUAUUUCUCAUUGCUAUAUAUGCUGCUAUAAUGAAUCUCUAGGUGAAAACUGAGAUGGUCUGGUUUAAAUGGCAUGGCUUUGUUCACACAUAAAGCAGAACCAUGGUUUAGCGCUAUGCUGAUGAGCCCAAACAAGCCUGUUUGAAGCAUCUCCUUCUCCCACCCAGCUGAGAAGAGAACCUGGUCAGAGUUUAGUUUCCCUUUUUAAAGAAGUGUGUCUUGGCUUGCAUUCAAACCCUGCUUUAGAACUAGCACUAGUCAUUAUCCAAUUUCAAACCUUGGGUUAUGAAGCUGGCUUUUUAAAGUAGCCAGAGUUUGUUUCGAACCAGGCCUCCCUAGUUUGAACUUAAUGCUCAGGAUUCCUUUAAAAAUGAAACAAACUCUGGCAAAGUUCUCUUUUGAGUCCCAUGGGAUUUGGGGGUGGAGGUGUGGAGAGAAAAAUAUAAAUGGGGUGCUUUGCUCAAGCCCUUUCAGGCUCCUCCACCUCGUACUAAACGAUGAUUUAGUGUUAUGUCUGUCUUUCUGUCUGUCUGUCUGUGUGUGUGUGUGUGUAAGAGGGAGAGAAGGAACACUGAAGAGGUUUGCUUAGUGUAAGGAAACAUUGUUAAUUAACAGGUUGUUUAUAGUGUCCCCCUUUCAUCAAAUAUUAAUACUUUCUGUGGGAGGACAUUCUGAAACAACAUUUUAAGCUUUUUCAAAGAAGGACAUCAUGUUCUCAUUUGUUUAAUUGCUAGACUCUCUGCUUUCUGUUUAACAUGAUGUUAUAGCAACUGUGACUCACGAAUGGGAGUCACCUUGUUUUUAAACUGUCUGAAAAUUAUUGAUUUUGGACAUAGUUCAUAUAAAAAUGUGAAAUGGCUAAAGUACAUUUUUUUCAACACUGAAAAAGAUUAAAAGUCUGCUGCAUUCUUUAUACUUUUUUAAAUAAAAUAACAGAUUUUAAUUUUUUUAUGCUGUGGUGGACUUUCAGUUGCCAUCUGUAACAGUACUGAUCAAUACAGUUUUCUUUUUAACGAACUUCUUGCAACUGUACAUGUUAGCAUCCAUUAGAUCUAACAUCCAUGGAGCAAUGAUGAUUGUUGGGAUUAUGUCUGAUGAGUGAAAUGGAGGGAGAUUUUGGAUUCUCACACCCCAAAAGGACACUGAAGGACAGCCGAUUUAAUUCUCAGCCUGGAAGACUAGCUGAACCCAGUAUUGCUUGGGUAUUUCAACAAAGUCUGUUUCAGGCACACAAUAUUUAGGCUUUCUAAUGCAGAAAAUACUGUUGUCAGCAUAGAAAUGUUUUAAGCUGCUGUGGUUCUGGAGACAAAUUCCCCCCUCCCUUUUACAGUUUAGACUUUGAAGAAUGUGCUCAUAAAUUGCUGAAGAUGGAUUUUCCUGAAAGCCAGACAGUAAGUCUUCCUAAUUCCUUUUUUCUUUUCUUUCCCAUUUCUGGAAUAAGCAUCUUUCCCCACCCCCCUCAUUCAGAUAUUGACGUAACUAAUCAUAUAGUAUACGGGAUAAUGCAUAGCAGAUCAGCUAAAAUUCAAUUACAGUGGUACCUCUGGUUACGUACUUAAUUCAUUCCGGAGGGCCGUUCUUAACCCUCUGAAACUGUUCUUAACCUGAAGCACCACUUUAGCUAAUGGGGCCUGCCGCGCUGCCACCGCGCGAUUUCUGUUCUCAUCCUGAAGCAAAGUUCUUAACCCAAGGUAAUAUUUCUGGGUAAGCGGAGUCUGUAACCUGAAGCGUAUGUAACCUGAAGCGUAUGUAACCCGAGGUACCACUAUAAAGCCGUUUCUUCCAGAGGAUGAUGGUGAUGAUUCUAGUAUUUAUAGUACAGUCGUACCUUGGUUUUCGAACAGCUUAGUUCUCGAAUGUUUUGGCUCCCGAAUGCCGCAAACCCAAAAGUGACUGUUCCGGUUUGCAAACUGUUUUUUGAAGCUGAACGUCUGACGCGGCUUCCAUGGCUCCUGCAGCCAAUCAGAAGCUGUGCCUUGGUUUUCGAAAGCCGAACGGACUUCCAGAACGAAUUCCAUUUGAGAACCAAGGUACAAAUGUAAAGCAAAUUUUGGUCGCUAACAUUGUUGGUUUUCCUUCAUACUCCUAACAUCCCCUCAGAUUGGAAUAAAUAAGUUUAAAAAUGUUUGCUUUACUGAAAUGCUGUUUUGUCAGUGAAUGAGAGACACAGUUCUGAGUGCAAAAGAAAAUAGUCUGAGAAAGUUGUAUUGUGUGUGUUGUUUGAAUGGUCCUAUGGAGGCUUUGCUUGCCUGGAAAGACAGAAAGGGAAGAAAACCAGAGUUGUGAAAGUUCCCCCUCUGGAACAUGUGCAUACUUUCUCGCCUAUCAUCUGGUACCUAUCAUCUGGUAGCUUUCAUCUGAGGAACACCCUUGAUGCCUAGAGAGAGAGAGAAGCGAUCUGGUGGUAAAAACUCGCCUAUCAUCUGGUACCAGCCUUGAGGAAGGCACUGGAAGCACCUAGUUUCCAUUUUCCUUAUUAACUGCAGUUUAUUGUUUAAGAAGCAGAGACAUCACCUUGCGAACAAAGGUCCGUAUAGUUAAAGCUAUGGUUUCCCCAGUAGUGAUGUAUGGAAGUGAAAGCUGGACCAUAAAGAAGGCUGAUCGCCGAAGAAUUGAUGCUUUUGAAUUAUGGUGCUGGAGGAGACUCUUGAGAGCCCCAUGGACUGCAAGAAGAUCAAACCUAUCCAUUCUGAAGGAAAUCAGCCCCGAGUGCUCACUGGAAGGACAGAUCCUGAAGCUGAGGCUCCAGUACUUUGGCCACCUCAUGAGAAGAGAAGACAACCUGGAAAAGACCCUGAUGCUGGGAAGGAUUGAGGGCACAAGGAGAAGGGGACAACAGAGGACGAGAUGGUUGGACAGUGUUCUCGAAGCUACAAACAUGAGUUUGACCAAACUGUGGGAGGCAGUGGAAGACAGGAGUGCCUGGCGUGCUCUGGUCCAUGGGGUCACAAAGAGUCGGACACAACUAAACAACAACAACAUUGUUGCACACCUGAAGUAUAAUAAACCAUGAUCUAUUAGAACAAAGCAGGAGCAUGCCGUUUCUUAUCAUCAUGACUUGUUAGUAAAUUGUUACUUUAAAUUAUCCGCAGUUUGCCAAUUUGGGCUGCAGCGAUAAACCGCUGUUGGUGGAAAACAGAACGGGGAUGCUUCCAUUCUCUUUACGGCUUCGCUAGAUGGGAGAGGGAGAGGGACCACACAAGUUCAAGUCUCAUGCCUGUUCAUUUACAUAGCAUUAAACCAAGACUUUAUGCUGUGUCCAAAUCAGGCUGGAUUUUAGGACUGCACACUGCAAAAUCUGUACCCUUUUCUAUCCCCAUGUCUUCCCGCUUCCCACUUACUUUUGUAAGCAGCCUUCUAAGUUCAUUUCUGACGGCAUAACCAUUACUCUCUUUUGCAGUAGAACUUUCUGCCAUUGAAAGAGCAACAUGCUUCUAGUUGAUCAGGGACAUGUUAGGCACUUCCUUGAAGUGGCUUCAGUACCGCCUCAAACAUCUUGGAAAGUGGUGGAGGAGACUAGGAGUCAUGUAUGGGAGUUUGCCUUAUGUGAACUAGCUACAGAGAAAUUAAAUACUUGCCAAACUACGUGGCAAGCCUACACUGAACUCUAUUUCAUAACCUUGUAAAUGAACAAAACCUAUGAAUGUCUCCCCCUAACAGUUGCACUCUGCCCCAAUUCUGGUUUUAUUUUAGCUUCCUUUUUUUUUGUUUCGCUGUACUGAUAGAACGUAAACUAUUCAAUACAACAUUAAUAUUAAAAAUGGAGUUUAUUUUAAAGAUGAGGGACUGUGAUCACUCUUCCACAAUUGAAAGGGCCAUCUGUGCAUUAGAGCUAUCCUGGUAGCCCCAGGCCAUGGCAGCACAGAGAAAACAGGUCUUUUAAUCUAGAGUCAAGUCUUAUCAAUCCAACUUAAAUCAUUCCAGCCUUUUGUUUUGCAAAUAUACGUGACUAGGCAUACUGUGAUAGAAGAUUGUGCCAUGAUGAUUCUGCCUAAGCUUUACCUUUAUACCUUUUGCUUUUUUACAUAAAAUACUCUUACGCAACCGCGUCUCGUCACUGCUGACCCUACAAAUUCAAUAGAUUAAAAAUAGUUCCUUCUCAGUGAAUUGCUAAAAAUGUUAAGUCUGAUUAGCAAGUACAGGGAAGGGGGUGGCAGCAUGGUUCUGUUUUGCACCAAUUAGUCUUGAAUGGAGAAUCAGGUUGCUUUUAAGUAAAAAAUAUAUAUAUACCGUAAGAAAAUGGUCAGCAGAACUAAGCAGAUGAGAGGGAGCCAACACGGUUGCCUGCAAACUUUGCCAAGGAACCAGAUGCUGUUAGAAGAUUGCCUUUGACAAUUUUGUCUGCUUUCAUCUGAGGAACACCCUUGAUGCCUAGAGAGAGAGAGAGAGAAGCGAUCUGGUGGUAAAAAGCCUUUGGGGUAAAUAGAAGCAGGUGGUGGUGACUUUGGAUUAAAACUUGAGAGGGAGAAUUUAGAAAUGGCGGAAGGUCUGCAGUCGUAAAACCCUCUGCAUCUUCUGCCCUCGCUCUUCGGAAUUUGCAACUUCAUUACCUGUUUCUGCGUCAGCUGCCUUGAGAUGUGUUGAUCUUCUGCAGAAAAAAUGGCAACGAUGAAAGAAUCUUGUUGCACCUAAAGAAAUCAAGACAUUUAUAUUACUUAUAAUUACCGUAUUUUGCGCCCUAUAGGACGCACUUUUUCCCCUCCAAAAAUGAAGGGGAAAUGUGUGUGCUUCCUAUGGGGCGAAUGCAGGCUCUCGCUGAAGCCGGGAGAGCGUGGGGGGGUCGGUGCGCACCGACCCCUCUCGCUCUCCAGGCUUCAGGGAGCUAUCCGCAAGCGACUUCACGCAGCUCUCCCACGGCUUGCGGAUAGCAGCCUGUUCUGGGGGCUGGGGUCGGGGGAAGCUCGGGCUUCCCCAGCCCCGCACCUGGGGGGGAAAUAAUAUUUUUUUCUUUAUUCUCCCCCCCCCCAAAAAAAAACUAGGUGCGUCCUAUGGGGCGAAAAAUACGGUAACUUGUUAUGUUUUAAGGUGCCGCAAGACUGUUCUUUUGUUGAUAGUUCUUUUUUAGUUGUCCAGCUGGGAUAAACACAGUGCUCAGCCUUUAACCAGAGGUUGGAUGGCCAUCUGUCAUGGAUGCUUUAGUUGAGAUUCCUGCAUUGCAGGGAGUUGAACUAGUUGACCUUUGGAAGGUCUCUGUGAUUUUAAUUUUUUUUGGGGGGGGAGGAGGAUAUAGCCGCCUAAGUUAUACUCAGAGUAGAUCCAUUUUAAUUAAUAGAUUACUAGUCAUUAAUAUUAGAAACAGCAGGAGAGAACCCUGUAAUUUGUUUAUAGGCAGCUUUGAGUAUAUUCACCAUAAGGCAAGAGCAGCCCCUGCCCUUCUUGCAUGGGAAGCCUGGCCAUUGGUCAGUAACCAAUAUAUUGUGCACCGUGCAAGCACCGGGAUUUGUACUGGCUCUGAAUUCAUCAUGCUCUAAAACAGUGUUUCCCAAACUUGGGUCUCCAGCUGCUUUUGGACUCCCCAGUUCCUACCAUUCCUGACCACUGGUCUUGCCAGCUAAGGAUGAUGGGAGUUAUAUUCCAAAAACAUCUGGAGACCCACGUGUGGAAAACACUGCUUUAAAAUCUUGGCUUUCAUUGAUCUUUUGUUCAUUUGUCCUGGGCGAUACCUGUUGAAAUCUAAGAAGCCUCAGAGCGAGGCCUUGUCUGGGCUUAUGGUGGUCAGAGAACAGGGCUUUGAUGAAUAACUCUUUGACCCAUGCACAUGACUAGCCCAAGGCUAGUGCAUGCUUUGUUUAUACCGGGUGUCAUAUUUGGUGUAUCUUGGCACAGGUUUCGUUGUUGUUGUUUUUUGUCAAGCAGUUUGCCCACAGACCUGCCAGUGUUUUUGCAAAGCCUAUACAGCAUGGGUCAGCAAAUAAGGCCCGCAGGCCGGAUCAGGCCCAGUUGCCUUCUGGAUUCGGCCCGUGGAUGGUCUGGGAAUCACCACGUGGAUCGCCAGCGUACACGUUCUUUCCCUCUCCCUCUCCUUCACACGGGCAGCGGCGCCUCCUCCCUCCCUCCUCCUGGCUUUUCCCCACCCUGCCAAGAGGAAGAAGGGGGCUGGGCUUUGUUGGUGCCAGACCUUCUCCAGAGCCCUUUCGCGUGCCACUCAUCGUCCCUCUGCCAGCCGCCAUAGCCCCUGCCACUUGCAAGACACAGGAGCUGCGGUUGGCUGAGCACCCCUCUCGAGCGGCCACCAUUUAAAUCAGCCCCUCUCCGGAGCCCUUUCCUGCGCUGUUCAUCAUCGAUCGUUCAUUUCCCCCCCAAAAAAUAUAGUCCAGCCCCCCCCCCCAAGGUCUGAGGCACAGUGGACCGGCCCCCUGCUGAAAAAGUUUGAGGACCCCUGCUAUACAGGAUCUGCCGAAAGAGUUGAGCGAGUGAAACAGAUGUUACUAUUCAGCUUUGAAUCAAUAGAAAAAGACAGUCACAGAACUGAGAAAUUGCACAAAACAAACGAAAUACCAUGAAAAUCCCUGAAACGAGAAGUAAUCGACUAGAAAUGGCAUCUUGUGGAAAUAAACUAAAUAAUAAGAAAAAUCAAAAAGCUUAAGGAAAAAAUUAGAAAAACCUAAAAUUGAACGAAGCCUUAAUGGGAUGCCGGCGGCAAACCUUGUUUCACUGAACUAUUCAGUUUCCUCAGAAGGAAAUAGAAAAAUCAUAAACUUUAAAUGACCAAAAUUCAAAAAAAGGGUAGAACCCCCCAAAAUUCUGAAGUAUUAUAAUCCUAGCUCGACCUAGGUAAAGCAAAGUGCAGUAAUAAAGGAUAGAGGACUCAAAAGUAUAGUUACUAAUACUGAUUUUACAAAAAUGGUUUGAACAAAGCCCAACUUGAAGAAAGCAAAGCGCAGUAAUAAAGGGUUGAGGACUCAACUGUGAAAAUUCUAGUGCUGCUUUUACAAAAAGGUUUAAAAACCUAAAUGGCUAUUCAGCUUUGAAGCUGCCACUGAAUCCCUGCCUUCCAUCAUAUACAAUAAUUAAAAACAUGUUAACGUUUAAUCUUGAAGACGGGCACUUUGGUCCCAGCCUCUCCUCCUUUUGGAAGGUGGAAGCAGGAGUGUCUUUAUAGGCAAAUUUGUUUUCCUGCACGUGGCUACUCGAGAUAUUCUGCUAGGAAUCAUUGUAAUAUUUAAUUAAAAUGUUAAAAUAUUUAAUUACUUUAACCCACAGGGGAUAUUAAAAUGUUGUAACUGCAGUUAAGAGAGCAGAAAGUAAUUUGUUCUGCAAGUCAUGCUGACUCCACCAGUAACAGCGUCAGCACUUUGCCCUGUUUUAUUGUAUGUAAACUGAUUGACUGCAACAUUACUACAAUAAAACAAUGUAAGAAAGUUAAUAUGCGCCCUGAUAUAUUAAACUAAUGACAUAUAUUAGAAAGCUUUUAAGAGACAGAUUAGUUUGCCCUCUCCACCACCACCACAAAGUAACAGUCUCUUUCUGAAUAUAUUUUUGGUUUUGGUCUUGUUUAAUAUAGAGUAACUGUAAAACCGGCUUGUGUUCUGUCAACACAGUGUGUUGAAGAGAAAUGUUUCAGUACGCCAUAUUGUAGCAAAAAGAAUUAAAAGGCUAGGUCGUAAUCCUUUACUAGUGGAAGAUUAUAUUAUUUUUAAAAAUCCCUUUUAAGAGUGAUUUCCUGUUCCGAAAGCAAGUCAGGGUAGGUUGAUAUACGUAGAAUUGCUAUUAUUGAAUCCCGCAGCAUUGUCAUUUAACCUAUAAUUUAUUUCUAAUGUGUUGUGUUUCUAAUGUAUUUCACACUUUAAUUGGGUGUGCAGAUAAAUCUCUGGCUUCCUAUUUUCAGUAUGUGUUGCUGCAAUAUUGUUAAAAAAAAAUAGAAGAUAAGUACUGUAAUUAAUUUCAGUUGAUACGUAGGAUUUUAUGAGUUUUUCCUCCUCCCAACAGAAAGAAUUGUGCAACAUGAUCCUUGACUGUUGCGCUCAGCAGAGAACAUACGAGAAAUUCUUUGGUUUACUGGCUGGGGUGAGUUGCUUGCUUCGUAGAUGGCACACAUAAUGCACAAACAUCCCAUUCAGCAUCCUGCAAAAAGGGCUGGUUUACAAAUGCAGUUUCAGCGUUUGCAGAAUGCAAGGUUGAGCCGUCGUAGAUCAAAUAUCACAGGCAGAAGAACAUGGAUACCGCUGAAUUUCACCUCGGCUCAGGCUAGCGUCGGCUCACGCAUCAAGCACUGAAUCAAGAGUGUGCGGCUCAGUCCUUAAAUAAGCAUGUUCAUCCCAUAGAACAGACUGUAGAUUGGCACCAUUCAUGUGCAACCUUUUAUUGAAAUCUAGCAGGACGAGGUUAGUUAAGCAGAAGUGUUUUGUUACACCAGAUAUUCAAGGGACACAUUUCCUUUCAGGAUUAGUUGGGAAAUCACAUGAUGUAAAAGCUAGCCAAGAAGUGUUGUAUUUUUUCCUUUUUGUUUCCGAGUCGGGCCAGCUAGCUGACAUUGGCUUCCAGGGAGCUGAACUAGAUCAGGGCAGCCCAACUUUUCCUACCAAGUGGCGGCAAGAGCACUUCAACACAGAACCCAUGGGCCACACACAGCUUUGUUGUGCUGGGAGAAGGGAGAGAGCCCAAAAUUUGAUGCCCCACCCCUUAGGCUGCGUUCCCAAAGUCAACUAAGCAAGGCACUGGCUUUUGGCAGGAGGCCUGAGGGCUCCACAGGAUCCUACCACUGCCUUUCCAAAGCUGGGAAAGUGCUAACUAGGCUUUGGGAAGGGGUUGGGAGGUCUGGGGCAGGUGUCCAACGUUGCCGAGGGCCGCAAAAAAAAGACCUAGAGACCGCCCUGAGCUAGAUUACCGUUAAGGUUUUCUCCAUUGUUUUCAAGCCUUCCUUUAGCAACCGUGAGCUUUAAAGCACUUCAAAACUCAAAACCUGAUUUUUAUUUGGGGGAGUCUACAAAACUAUAAAAGGGACGCAGGUGGUGCUGUGGGUUAAACCACAGAGCCUAGGACUUGCCGAUCAGAAGGUCAGCGGUUCAAAUCCCCGUGAUGGGGUGAGCUCCCAUUGCUGGGUCCCUGCUCCUGCCAACCUAGCAGUUUGAAAGCACGUCAAAGUGUAAGUAGAUAAAUAGGUACCGCUCCGGUGGGAAGGUAAACGGCGUUUUCGUGCACUGCUCUGGUUUGCCAGAAGCGGCUUAGUAAUGCUGACCACAUGACCCGGAAGCUGUACGCCGGCUCCCUCGGCCAAUAAAGCAAGAUGAGCACCACAACCCCAGAGUUGGCCACGACUGGACCUAAUGGUCAGGGGUCCCUUUACCUUUACCUACAAAACUAUAAGAAGCUCAUCUUCAACUAGUGUGGAAUUCUAUGCCGUCCAUGGAAAGGAAAUUAGGAUCCAAGCCAUUUUUUUCAGCACUAUUUCUAUAGGAGUUUGAAGUGUUUUCUCUGAACAGAGAAGCAUGGAGGACAGCAGUGCAUUAGGUCUUAGGCCUGAGGCUCCCUACUUGCUGCUUGAAAGGAAGACACUGCUGCCCACCUGCAAUUUACUGACUUUCCCAUUCAUUCGUGUUCCCCAUAACCUUGCAAAGCACUACCCCAAACAUGGGGCAGAAGUGUCUUUGCUUUGCCCCCAAGGAGCUUUAGGACCCAAGCCAAUAUUUGAAAAUUAAGAUUUAUACAGUCUCUUCAUUGUUUUCCUGUUUUGGUCCGCCAUACUUCUAUAUUCAGUUUCUAAACUCUUUCUUUCCCCUUCUUAACUGUGUCCUGCAUUUUCAGCGCUUCUGUAUGUUGAAAAAAGAAUACAUGGAAGCAUUUGAAGCCAUUUUCAAAGAGCAGUAUGACACAAUACACCGGCUGGAAACAAACAAGUUGAGGAAUGUUGCCAAGAUGUUUGCGCAUCUUUUAUAUACAGAUUCGCUUCCGUGGAGUGUGAGUAGAAAAUGCUUUCUGAAAAGGCAAAAUUGAUCUGUCUUGCAACACUGAAAAAUGUAGGUGGGAUCUGCCAGAAGUCAUACCCUGAGCUGAGCGCCAGGUUUGUUUUGGCACUGACAGGUGAGAGCUUUGAAGCCUCAUUUCAGGAAAAAGUUCAGAUAAACUGUUUGGAAUUGAGACCGGAUGUUAAAUGAACGGAAAGUGUCAAAGCUAUGUGAUGGCAGCUGCGAAGUCAUCUGAAGUUUGUAUGAAUUUGUUAUUUAAAAGAAAGACCACGCAUGCGUGCCGGAUCCAGGCAUUGCCGUCUCUAGUUAGAAAGAUGCCUCUUGUCCAGAUAAGGCUUUUAAUCUGGAGGAAUCCCACUAGGAAGUUUCCCAACUCGCCCUGCCUCUUCCCUCACUGUCUCCCAGCAUUCCAGAACCAUGUAGAGGCUGGUACUGUGAGGUCACAAGUGGAGGGAAGAAUAGGCCUAAGUUGUCUCUGUCAGCUGGAGCCAAGUCUAGAACUUACUAUUUGGGGAACAAAUAAUAAACUAGAUUGUUUUAAAGUGGGGGAGAGGAUGUUUAGCAUUAACCCACUAUAACUUUGACUUGUAGGUUCUUGAAUGCAUAACGCUAAGCGAAGAAACUACAACGUCCUCCAGUAGGAUUUUUGUUAAAAUCUUCUUCCAGGGACUCAGUGAAUACAUGGGACUUCCUAAUCUUAAUGCAAGAUUGAAAGAUGAGUAAGUAGAAGCUUCACACUGCAAGCUAGUUUUACAGUGUCUUGAUGUGAGCAAGUCCUGUUCACUGUAAUCCUUUGGAGCCGAUGGAUGCAUUGGUGACCUGAAGACUUGAUUCCUGCAAAGCACUCUAGGUGGGACUACCCUUGGGACUGAUUGGGAAGCUCUGGUUGGCACAAAAUGCUGUGGCUGUAGUGUUGACAAAGGUCAGGCUGCUGCCACCACAUAACACUGGUGUUUAACAGCUUGCACGGGCAGCCCUUUCACCACCAUGCCUGCUUAAGGGUCUCAAAUUUAUUUGUAAAGCCCUAAAGCAGUGGUUCCCAAUUAGGGGUCUGGGGAUCCCUGGGGGGUCUGCAGAACGCACCCAGGGGGUCUGUGGUCUCAUCUCUUGCCUCUCCCCCAAAACUAAAUCUUUCCAUGGUGAUAUCACAAAUUUAUGGUCUUAUGUGCCGUUUAGUAUACAGUCAUACCUCAGGUUAAAGUCGCUUCAGGUUGAGCAUUUUCAGAUUACGCUCUGCGGUGACCCGGAAGUAACGGAGCAUGUUACUUCCAGGUUUUGCCGCUCGCGCAUGUGCAGACGCUCAAAAUGACGCCACACGCAUGCGCGGAAGUGGCAAAUCGCGGCACGCGCAGACGCAGGUUGUGUUCGCUUCAGGAUGUGAACGGGGCUCCAGAACGGAUCCCGUUCGCAUCCAGAGGUACCACUGUACCUAAAAUCCUUUGCUUAUUAGGGGCUACCCCACAUUUUGUUCAAAAGAUUGCUUUGCAGAGGUAACUACCAUAGAGUUAUCUAAGUUUUCAAAAGUAGGAGGUCUGUGGCUUGGCUUUGUUUUUGAGACUCAUAAUAUACUUGCGUUCAUCAGAAAAUGGGCAGGGUGUAAUAUUCUUUAGUAUGACAUAAGACAGACAUAGGGAAGUAGAGUGAAAUAUGGAAAACACCUCCUUAAAAAUAAGACAGGUGAAAAACCUAACACAUGCUAAAAAUUUCCUAACAGCCACCCCAAACCAGAUGAAACCCAGACUCCCAAUACUACCCCAAGAGAGAACCACACAUCCUCCAAGCCAUCAUUAUUUCAGUGGAAUCUAGAUUCUGGCUCACCCAUAUCCAUGACCAGACCGUAAUUACUAGACUAGCCUCAUCCUUAAUUAACUCACAAAUGCCUGGCAUUUACCACUGAUCUUGUGUCAAAAAACAGCACAUCAACACAUCAGCAUCCUGGAGAAGCACAAUAGCCAUCACUUCAUCUGUCUCAUUUUUUCCCCUCCCACUGCCAGACCAUCUACUGUUAGUUGACUUCUUGUUUUUAUUUUCCCCCCCAUCUGCACCCUUCACUUCAUUUGUUCAUGGUAACACAUGUUCCAAACCUUUCAUUAAACUCCUGGCAAAACUCUUUUUUUACGGAAGCAUCUUUUUAAGAGGUUGUAAAUUAGGAUGAAUCUAACCAUCUUGUUGCUGUGUUGGCCCCAAAGAAUGAGAUGCAAAAUAAUAUGAAGAGCCGACAUAUGUUAGUGUAGAAAUUUGGACAGUUGAAAAAUGCAGAGGAGUUUUGAAUGAGCAAAAUGGGUAGAUACUAACAAUUCUUGCAUUAUUGACCAGUACUGUCUUAAGACUGGUAGAUGAAUAUCAUUCUUAAUUUCAGAAUGUUUAAAUGCCUGUUUUGUUUCAGUGCUCAGAUGCUUUGGGGGAAAACAUGGGCAACUUCCCCGAGCCCAAGCAUUUGGCAGUAUAUAUAUAUAUAUAUAUAUAUAUAUAUAUAUAUAAUCUUUAUAGCAAUUCUCAAAUUAGAGCAACUGUCAGAGAUUUUAAGACUUGUUUAGGUACAUGGUAAAUUGGAGAUAGCCUUGCUGUGCAAUAUUGAUUUUGAAAUGUUUAAUCACAAAACACCUGUUUCUUUUGGACAGAGCUGAUCUAUUGGCUAGCUUGACAUUACUUAUAGUAGUAAAGAGAAAUAUAUUGAUCCAGGCCCAUUAUUUUUGGACUUACAAAAUUAACUUUUAUUAUCCUUAAUUGUUUUAAGUUUGAUAUGCGGAACAGUUAGUUGUCUAGGGACCUAGUUGCUUUAAAUCUCUGGCAGUUUAAUAUAUAUUUUAAAAGGGCCAUAGAUUCUAUCUGUCUGUGUACUGCUGCAUAAAUAGAACCAUCCUUUUUUUUUGCUUCUUUCAGAAUUAAAGUAGCUCAGAAUAUAUUUUUUAAGUAACAUUUCUAAAUCGCCUCUGGAUCAAAAAUGAAUGUAUAUUUUUAGUUUACAGCUAUCCAGCAUUUUAAAAUAUUGUUGCCAUGUUUCAUCUUUAACAGAACUCUGCAGCCAUUCUUUGAAGGUUUGCUACCUCGGGAUAACCCAAGAAAUACUAGAUUCGCCAUCAAUUUCUUCACUUCGAUUGGUCUUGGAGGACUGACGUAAGGAAAUCCAUUUUGUUACACAAUAAAAGCAGUCAGGGUUAACAGCAAGAUGUUAACGGUUCCAUGAACUGGCCCAUAUACAUGCUAGGUAGAUAACAAACUUCUUCUCUGCCUUCCCUGCCUUUGAUGUCUGCACAGAGGCACAUUGUUCAGCUACGGCCUGCAUGUGUAGAAUCCAAUGUCCGUAACCCAGAUUGUGCGAUUGAUAUCAUAGGGAAUCCCCCAGAGUGUGGAAAUCGCCAGUGUAACCAGUACUACCUGCCCAGGUCCUUUUCAAACACACGUGGGCAUGUAGGAGUAUUGGAUUGGGGGGAGGGGGGAGAGUUCUCAGUCCAUGUCUGCAGACCACAUCGCACGCCAUGUCUGCAGGACAAAUCAGCGGCAGGUGUCAUAUAAUCCAGUCCGCACCCCGGUACCAUAUUUCAUCAUCUCAAAAAGAAACAGAUAGUGGGAUGGGGCUUCACAGAGCAGAAAACAGAGGGUGGGGCUUUGCAGAUAGGGACUGGCUCAGUGGUACCUGGGUCAGUUUUGUGAAGCAAAAACAAACAAACGAGUUCACAUUUGGGACACACAGCUGAGAGAAGUAACGCUUUGCCUUUGCACCAGCCAAUUAAAUUAUAACGUGCUCAAUGUGUUUUAACUAGCGAUGAGCUACGUGAACAUCUGAAGAAUGCACCAAAAAUUAUCAUGACGCAGAAGCAAGAUGUGGAGUCCUCAGAUUCGUCUUCAUCUUCAGAAUCUGAUUCGUCCGGUUCAGAGGAUGACAGUAGCGACAGCAGCAGCAGCAGUUCAGAGUCCUCCAGUGAAAGUGAAUCAUCAUCUGACAGUGAGCGCAGCAGUGACUCUGGUACUCAGUUCCACCUUUUUUCUCUUUCUUUUUUACUCUGCAUGCCCUGGUGCACAUUAACUGAGGAAAAAAAUAGCAGCAUCUAUUUACUCAUUUAUUAGUUCCUGUUGAUUUUAGCUAUUUGAAACUUGCAGGAGUUUUUUCAACAAUGCAUUGUCAGCCUGAAAAUGGCACGUAUAACUCUUUCCCAGACUGAUCUGGAUAACGUUAGGUAUUUUAUUUGCAAAACAAAGCCAACAUUUUAAAUCUAGGCAAAUACAAAUGUUUGCAUUUCAACCACAGCCCCAUGUGAUUUCAGUAAGUCAGAUCACAUUGUUGGGAGACUGAUUUACGAUGCAUUAUUUUCAUAAUUAUUUACACAUGGAGUUGUUAGCUUGAAAAUGAAAUGGAUACAUGGUAAAAAGAAAGAAAGAAAUAUUGAUAACUAGCCCUUUCCUUGUUUGGAAAAACAGUUUUAUCCCAGAGUAAGCCCUGCUGUGUUUAAAUGGGUCAUAGUCCCUAGUAGGUGUGUUUGGAAUUGCAGUUUGAGCGUGCUUGUUUGAGUGGCUAGUCUGCAGAAAAACUGGAUCUGACUCGUUUGCACAAUUGAAGGUUUCAAAAUGUGAGCACCUGGAUAAUUAGAAUGGCUCAUGUCGUGCCUUGUAAUAGGCAGCCAAACAAGCCUAUUGCAUGGCCAUCGUAUCAUAGUGACGCAGAAGAACUCACUUCAAGCUGUUCAGCAGUGAGAUACUGAACUACCCAAUGUGGACAACAGUGUGUUUGGAGCUAAAGGGUCACCUUUAAAUCCUCUCUCCCUGCCUUAGGCAGUGCCGAUGUGUAAACAAGUUAUUUUCUCCGCCAGUUUUGUCAGUCAAACAAACAAUAAGCAGCUCUUUCUCUGUUGCUGUGUACGUGUGUGUCAGAUAUGUGUAUCUGAAGCAGAAAAUAUUUAUGGUAGCAUUCUACCAUUAUUAUGACUGAACGUAAAACAGUUUGUAUUGUGUUUUUCUUUCCGGGUCCAAGGUACUUUUGCUGACAGCAGCACAGUAUAUCUAGUAACUUCCAUUCUAUAAUUAGUAUUUUUGAGCAAGUGUUUCUACUGACUUUUCAUUCCAACUAGUUGAUAUGAAUUAUAUAAUUGAACCUUAUUAAGCCCAAUAAUGCCUGCUAGCCCAGUCUGGAUCACGCACGCAGUUAGCUGUGAGAGCAGAUGAUCGCCCAGCAUGAGCUUAUGCAGGCAAGAAGCAUGCUGACUUAAAAUAAAUUAGAUUUAUCGGUGGGUUUUAAGAGCAGAAGUCUUCUGAUUCACAAAAACCCAGUGUAGGUUAUGAAAGCAUGAAAAGCAGCCCUCUGUAAUUUGCGGCGUUUGCUUUUUAUUGCUAUUACCAGGCAACUCAUCAGUAACACCAGAGCAGUAAAGGAAGGCAGAAUGGAAGCGGGGUCAGGGAAGUGGCAUUUCAGCAGAGAGCCAGAUGGCUCCUGCAUAGACAGCUGCAGCAAGAUGGGAACCAGGGAGGUCCUUGGUGACAAAUUAACGGAUUCUGCUAGAGUGCGCAGGGCUUUCUUUCUUUCUUUUUGCUGUUCGGUUUUAAUUUAAUACAUUCUAUUCUAAUGUUUUAUCCUUUUUCCCAUUGGAUAAAAAAAAGAUACCCUAAUGAAAUGAUUUGAUAGUCUCAGCGGUAUGCUCUGAAUUGUUACGAUUUCUCUCAUUUUUUGUACAUCACAAGCAGAAAUAUUGCCAAAAUGAUGAAAAGCCAGGGGUACUUAGACUGUUUGAUGCAAGAGUCAGCUUCUAUUUUACUUGCAAAGUUUUGUGAAGAGAACUUCAGGCUAGUAGUUUGCUGCUGUUCAAACUGUACUUUUUAUCUUUGUGUAAUUCUGCAACAAUGAAGAUGUUGCAUUAUUUUAGAGGAGUGUUUCCAGAAUGUCUGGCAGAGGAUAUCUAGAAUGUCUAUCUAGCAGAAGUAGUGGGAGUCAAGACUUUGUUUUCAGCAACUUUCAGACCUCAGGGUUGUACCAGAAAACUCAAGAAGAUACUACUAUAAAACUUGACUAUUGUGCUAAAGCUUUAUUGGUUUUACUCCACUGUAUCUUUUUGUAAAGGGGAAUGCAGGUCUUUAUAUUUUAACAGAUACCAAAGUUUGCUGUAUGCCUCUAUACAAAUGCCUUCCACUGGGAUUUCCUUUAUGUAUCUCCUUUAAAAUCCCAGUGUCUCCAAACCACAUUGAAUUACUUCUCAAAAUGCUCAGCAUGUUAAAUUUGUACUCCAGUAUAAGGUUGGGUGGGCAGGGACAAAACUGCACUAAAAUUAACUUACAGUCCUGCAAUCAAGGGAAAAUCGAAGACUUAAAUUUGAGAGGUCAGACGACUGAAAAUAAAUACAGUGGUACCUCUGGUUACGUACUUAAUUCGUUUUGGAGGUCUGUUCUUAACCUGAAACUGUUCUUAACCUGAGGUACCACUUUAGCUAAUGGGGCCUCCUGCUGCUGCUGCGCUGCCGGAGCACAAUUUCUGUUCUCAUCCUGAAGCAAAGUUCUUAACCUGAGGUACUAUUUCUGGGUUAGCGGAGUCUGUAACCUGAAGCGUAUGUAACCUGAAGCGUAUGUAACCCAAAGUACCACUGUAAUCUGAAGGAUCAUCACCCUUUUGAAACUUCAUUGUAACUUUCAGUUAAAAGUCAGACCAUGGGACAGUUACUGACAACUUAAUUCAUCAUAUCACAACAUAGCAUUAAAGCUGCUGUGUUGAGAGCAUUAUGGUCAGGAAGUGCUCAUUUUAUUGGUAUAGCAUAGAAGUUAUGAACAUGUGUAGGAAGCCCAGCACAUCUUACUUUUAUCACUGGACAAUUCUAGGCAAGUUACGUCUGUGAUAGGGGGUAACAAUACCUUACUGCUUCGUUGCAAGGACCAUAGAGGCAAUGUAUAUGAGGUAUGGUGAUUUUGAUCCAAAGUAUUGUGAGACUCUUUCUGCUCAUAUAAGGAGAUAUUUCUUGCUCCCCCUUUCCCCCACUCCAGAUCCUCCAAAGGCAGGUGGCUUAGCAUUUGGGCAUAACUGUCCACUUCAAGGAGGGCUUUUUUGCCACUGAAGACAGAUCAGCCAAUUCCUUGUUAUCUAAAGACAGGAAGAUGAAUCUGGUCAGCAUGUUGUACAAUACAUGCAGUAGGAAGAAGUACGGUCAGUUUUCAGUGAUGUGCUGUGUAGUCAUCUUUUCGUCCCAACAGCGAGUCUGUUUAGCAUAUUAUUGCUGAUGGUGAAUAUACCUUGGCAGCUCAUAUUUUAAGUCCCAAUUUCUAGUUGCAAAUUCUUAAAAUAGUACAAAGAAAGAACUGCAUGCACAUCCAUUAGUCUAGGGCACAUGCAAGCGCUCAUGUUGCAGCACGGAAGUUACCUUGAGUACUAAGAACUUGAGUAAAGGUAAAGAAUAUGCGUCUCCUAAGAUACUUUUUACAUGGUCUAGAGUUCCAGUUCCCAUGUUAAAUAUCCCCCCCCCUUCCCUACCUGUUUACUGAUCUGAAUGUAAAAAUGAAACCAGUACACAGAUGGGGAAUAAAAUUAUUUUUAAGUAGUCCAAAUUAUUUGGCCCUCUGGAUUUUGAGAGGAAAGUAAAAUGGAGCUGAAUUGAACUGUCUUUCCUGACUUUUAAAAUCUAAUAAAGUCUGUAGGAAAUAGUAGUAUGAGCAAUGUUGACAUUACAUAGAUUUUUCUCUCUUUUUCUCUGAGUGGUUGUCCAAAUAACAGAGCAAGCUAAAUAUCUCCCACAAGUUUUGGAAAAACCUUCAGCAAAGAGAAGGAAAUGAACACAUCCAUAGUUACUAACUCAAGCUCAGUACCCAGAGCACAACUUGAUAAUAUGAUUGUCAAAGUAUCUGUAAAAUUUUCUGUAGCUUGGAUCGAAAGGUCUCACUGCAUGAGAAGAAAAUAUUCCUUAUUGUCUAUUUAGGUUUAUUUCCCUCCUGUCUGCAGCUCAGUUUGCUCCAGAGAGUUGAGAAGACACCCCAGAAUGGCUUAAAUGUCUUUGUUGCAGUGGGAAAUUGGUGGUCCUUCCCCUUACUGUAGGUCAGGCUUCCUCAACCUCGGCCCUCCAGAUGUUUUUGGCCUACAACUCCCAUGAUCCAUAGCUAGAAGCAGCAGUGGUUGGGGAAGAUGGGAAUUGUAGUCUCAAAACAUCUGGAGGGCCAAGGUUGAGGAAGCCUGCUGUAGGUUCUUUAAAUAAAGCCAAUAUAUUUUGACGUGCAGAUAAAGGAAUGUGAAUAUAUUAAAAGGGUAAAUUCUGUUUAUGAUCCUUUCAGAUGUGAGAAAGCAGAAAUCACAGAAGAAGAAAGCGUCGGACAGAGAUGCCAAGAGAAAGCAAGGAAGUCGUAAGAAACAGCCUGACAGGAAAAAAGAGAAGAGGCAGCCUGAGAGGGAAAAUGGUGCUGAGAGGAAUGCUGACAGGAAUUCAAGAGACUUAAGUCGGAGAGAUGAUGCACCACAGAAACUCUCCCAUGACAGAGAUUAUUCCGCUGACAGGAACACCUACAGCGGUGGAAAGGACAGGGAUCAGGAAAGAAAUAUGCCUUCGGAAAGCAAAAGUAGCCAAUCUAAGAAGAAGAGGGCCGAAAGGCAGAAUUCUUUUUCUGAAAACGAAGGGAGGGACAGUCGCCGUGAUAAGGAUGGUGAACUCCACAGACGGAGGAAAGACAGAUCAAAGUCUAGAGAGAGACCCCGUAACUAUCCCAAUCCCAGGAUGGAUGAGCCCAGGCAAUAUCCGGACCAAUUUAAAGAGUCAAGGAGAGAUGAGGGCAGGCGAAAGCACAGGGGCGAUUCCCCACAUAGGCGCAAAUGACUCUAGUAGACUGCUUUUGAAAUGCAAAUACUUCUGCCUUGUGGUGAAAGCUGUAUUUUUUGCAACAUACGGAACAUCUUUAAAGGACUUUUUGUACAAAGUACUUGUAAACAUCAUUGGAAUUUUGAAUGUUUCCAGUAACCCAUCUUUUUAUGAUCGCUGCUUACAGGUUUUUGACUCCAGGAGCAAUCAAAUGUAGUUUAUUUUGAUAAUAAAACAGUCAAGCAAUUUGUUUUACUGAAAUAUUAGUGCUUUACAAACUUGUUUGUAAAUUUUAUUUAUGUUCUUUAAAAGUGCUACACAUUCCUUAGUUUUCGUUCUUUAGGUGAUUUUCCAAUUAUGGUACAGACGUUAAAAGGUUUCAUGUCAGAAAUAACAAAUCCCCUGUAUUUGUUUGUACUGCAGAACAACAUUGAUAGCGGUUUUUUAUUAGUUUUGAUGAGAAAACUGCAACCUGCUGCUUAGAAUUUAGACAUUACAGAACUCAGUUGUGUAUGUUUACACCUGAUAAUCCCACAUUGUUCACAUUCAGAGCUUCAAAAAAGUUCAGAAAACUAAUGUGAGGCUUUGGUUUCAUCAGAUCUGGAGGGAAUAAGCAUCAACUAUGUUAAAAAUCUGUUAAUGGAUCAAGUUCUGCUCUUGGAAAUGCAGUUGAGAAUAGGUGACAAUUUUUAAAAGCUGGCCUACACAGCUGAUAACAUUUUAUUUUAUUUUUCUUUAGAUCUUAAAAACCUGUUGUUCAGAGAGUGCCAAUACCAGAGUUCUCUUCUAGCUGAAACAGAACAGUGUCUUAGAUGUUUUCAGCAUAUUUGGGGCAAGAUUGGAUAUGUCAUUUGAAUUAGGACUAAAAUAACCAAAGAUUGCUGGAUGUUUAUUAGUUUCUUUUGUUAAAAAAAAAUGGAUUCAUGGGUUUGGAGAGAUUUAUAUGAAGAUGGCAUGUGGAUUUCUCAAGUAUUAUUUCACUACCACUGAAAAGUGUAUAAUUAUGGAAAAUGAGACACGGUUGAGAUUUUGAAUUGCUUUCAUUCAAGGCUCAAUGUUAUCAUAUGGUGUCUUGAUUGUACAGUGGAUUUCCUCUUUCUUUGCUUCCCCCCAGCAAUCUCAAAGAAUCUGCUCAGGAUGGUUGGUGGACCAACCAGAGAUAUGGGGGGUGGGGGUGGGAGAGAGAGAUGCAGAGAGGCAGGAGAAAUCCCAUUGUAUUUGCUCACAUGAUGCUGGAUCUUGCUCAGGGGUUUUUCCUCUUCUGAUUUUAAGAUCACCCCUAUAUAUAUAUAUAUAUAUAUAUAUAUAUAUAUAUAUAUACCUUUUUAAUGUGGUUUUGAUGAGCAUUUCAACUUGCAUCAAAAUCAGAACUAAAUACUUAAAGAUAAUGGCAAACUUUCUGGAUACCAGCCAUAUAGAUAAUGGUAUUGCUCUAUAAUCUCUUUGAAUAAUUGACUCCCCCCCCCCCCCCAAUAAACAUGAACAAUCACUUCGGCUUUUCCAACACUGAGGGUAGCACAAGUGAAGCGGCUUUGAAAAUUGUUCUAUCUCCGUCAAACAUAAACGUGAAUCGGGGGAGGGAAUCAAUUCUCCCGCCAAUUUGGGAGGAAUUCAACAUUGCUGUCUUUUGACCCUUCCAUCAGAGCAAGCAUUUCUGAUUGCCAAACAGAACGAUUCCACCCUCCUCCCCUCUGUGCACUGUUCUGGGGUUUUUUUCCUGACUACAAGGAGCAAAACAGCUAUUGGCAGACCAGAAGUCCCUUAGAUUGUUCACCUGUCUGUGUAAACUGCAAGUUGGCCUUUUUUUAAUUCUCCCCCACUUCCCCAUAAUGUCAGUUGUUGGCCAAAAUUCUCAUAUUAUGAAGUUGUGAUUAAAUAUAAAACUUGACUUCAGCUAGAACAACUCUGAUCUGAAGCGCUUGAAUGAAUGGAAUGGCAAACUCCCGUUUAUUCUUUUCCCUCUUCCCUCUUUGUACUUCUCUUCGUGUAGAUUUAUAGGGUGGGAUUCACCUAAUUUAUCAGCAGACGCUGUACACAUCUGGCAAGCUGAAAUGCUGGUGCAGAUGCAAUGUUUUCUCAUAGCGCAGUAUUGAAUUCCACCCGCAGUCUGCCAAACGAGAACAGUAUUUUUUACAUUGGACAUGGUGAAACUCUCUAGUCCAUGAAGUAAAUGUUUCUUUUAGCCUUAUAAGUGCCAUUUAAGAUACUCUUCGUUGUAACUGACUAAUACAGCUUAUCCCUCUGGGGCAGAAAUCAGUGUGACUUCUUUCACAUAAUGUAUUGGACACUGCGAUGCAAAAAAAAUGGGAGGGAAUCUAAUGCACCUUAAUUGAUGCAGACCAAGAUGCAGUAACAGCUGUCACAAAACUGGUUAGCCAUUACUUGCCCCAGGGACCACAAAGGCUUCUUGUUAAAGAAUUGAAAAUCUGAAAGCCCUCCGAUCUGCAGUUCUGGUUGUGAAGCCACUGUCUUAACAGGUAUUCCAAAUUUUUCUCUGUGCCUAUUUCUGUUUUCGCAUUUGGAAUUCAUUUUCCUAAAUAAAAUCUGUAAUCUGGACAUG
Molecule: messenger RNA, 38410 nt
Organism: Podarcis lilfordi (Lilford's wall lizard)
Lineage: Eukaryota; Metazoa; Chordata; Lepidosauria; Squamata; Lacertidae
Source: the annotation of a GenBank genome assembly